AUGGCACAUUACGAAAUAGAUUGGUUCAGAGUUAAAGAUGUUUACAUAUUAUACACACCGUUCCACGAGGAUACAAAAGUAACUACAACCUUGAUAUGGCACUCCAUAGCAAAUACCACUAUAUUUCUAUCGGUAAUUAUCAUCAUGACAUUCCUAAUAGUAUUUCUUUAUAAAAUGGGAUGUCUGAAAGCCAUUAAGUGUCUGUUAAUGACGUCGACAGUGAUGCUACUUUUUUUCAUGGUUUACUUUUAUAUCGGUGAACUAUUUAGGGCUUUGAAUAUACCAAUCGACUAUAUUACCGCAGUCGUAGUGGUAUGGAACAAUGCGAUAACGGGAAUAUUGGCAAUUUUGUGGAAAGGUCCUCUUGUGCUACAACAAGCUUACUUGAUAUUCGAUUGCAGUCUGAUGGCUUUGGCUUUCAUAAAGUUCCUCCCGGAAUGGACAACUUGGGUGGUACUCUUAAUGAUAUCCGUUUGGGAUUUAGUUGCCGUACUAUGCCCCGGGGGCCCUUUAAGAAUUCUGGUGGAAACAGCUCACGCCAGGGGAGAAGACUUAACUAAACUCCCUGCAAUGGUUUACAGCUCUAUGUUGUAUCCUCUUAUGUCUACCUCUAGCAUUAUUUGCGAUCUAGCACAACAUUACGGCACGAUGACAAUUGAUAAGGGCCAAAUAAAUAAUCAGAAUGCAAAAGAACCAGCAGAUUCAAAAAAGUCUGGCGAGAUUCCAGCUCAAGAUAAAACGGCAUCAGAUUCCAAUAACUCCUUACCUCCAGAAGAAAAAAGUAAAUCGAGCUCAUCUACGGUAAAUAACAAAUACGAUAGUGUUCCGGAUGAUAUCAACAAUAGUGACUCGGAUGAGAAUAAUAGCCCAUUAAACAACUCCAAAAAUCGCGACGGCGAAAUCAUUAAAAAAAUAGCAGUUAAAAAAAGUGCGUCCGAUUAUUCUUCAAACAAAAGAUCAGUUCCGGCGAAUAAUGAUCAGGGGGAGAAUCCCAUCUUAAACGAGUCGCCCACAGGAGGGGUAAAAGGAGCCAAACUGGGUUUAGGGGAUUUCGUUUUUUACAGCGUUUUGAUAGGCAAAGCAGCCGUAACAGAUGAUUGGACCGUCAUUAUCGCUUGUAUAUUGGCCAUUUUGAUCGGUCUUGGUUUAACUUUGGUGUUGCUAGUUAUGUUCAAACAGGCCUUACCAGCGCUUCCUAUAUCGAUCAUCCUUGGUUUGAUGAUGUAUUUUGGGUUCUAUUAUAUAACUAGCCCCUUUUUGGACAAAUUAAGCGAAAAUAACUUUUUUUUAUGA
Molecule: messenger RNA, 1293 nt
Organism: Gordionus sp. m RMFG-2023
Lineage: Eukaryota; Metazoa; Nematomorpha; Gordioida; Chordodea; Parachordodidae
Product: presenilin-2-like
Exons: 5
Coding region: 1-1293 (430 amino acids)
Biological process (GO): protein processing
Cellular component (GO): plasma membrane; nucleus
Molecular function (GO): aspartic endopeptidase activity, intramembrane cleaving
Source: RefSeq, a predicted model, not a curated record